CGUUAUCUCUCCCAAGAUCAAUCCGAACAGUUAUGCAAUGACUUUCAGCUUAUCGAUUAUUUGGGAUGUGUAGUCAUGCGCAUCAACUUUGCCAGUGUUAAGGCAAAGGAAAAAACUACAACUCCCGGCUGGCGUAGGGGCGCAUCGCUUCGCCCGAGUUGCUCACACACACUGACUGUAGUUCGCUCGACUGUGAAAAAUCCCUUCUAAUGAUUCAGUUCGUGAAUAAAUAAAAAGAGUUUGGUGUCAUGGCGGAAUCUGCAGCGUGUCCCGCUUUCCAGCUCGGGAGACCCCGCUACGAUCAGAGUUCGUUCUUUGGACGUCUGAGACACUUUGUUGACAUCAUUGAUCCCAGCACCCUGUUUGUCUCAGAGAAAAAGUUAAAAGAAUGCAUCAAACUCCUUGACGACUACAAACACGACACACUUCCUCCUGGAGUGUCUGCAGAUCAGUUGUGGGAAGCCCAGAAGAUUAAACAGGCCAUCAUUCACCCUGACACAGGAGAGAAGAUCUUCAUGCCAUUUCGAAUGUCAGGUUAUGUGCCAUUCGGAACACCAAUUGUCAUUGGCCUUCUCCUCCCAAAUCAGACUGUGAUGUCUACCAUUAUCUGGCAGUGGUUGAACCAGAGUCACAAUGCCUGCGUGAACUAUGCCAACCGGAAUGCCACAAAGCCCACUCCUACAUCUAAGUUUCUUGAAGGCUAUGUCGGAGCUGUGACCAGUGCUGUCUCUAUUGCACUGGGACUGAAUGUGCUGAUUCAGAAGGCCAACAAGCUGAGCCCUGGCACCAGAAUGAUCAUCCAGAGAUUUGUCCCCUUCCCAGCUGUAGCAAGUGCAAACAUCUGUAACGUAGCCCUGAUGAGACACAGCGAGCUGUCUGAAGGUAUCGACGUUCUGGACAACAACGGCAGCGUGGUGGGAUCCUCCAAAAUCGCUGCUCGACAUGCAAUAAUGGAGACCGCCUUCACACGUGUGGUCCUUCCUAUGCCAAUUUUCGUGCUGCCGCCCAUCAUCAUGUCCUACCUCGAAAGGCUGCGAUUCCUGCAGAGAAACUGCAGACUUCUGCUGCCCAUCCACAGCGUUGUGUGCCUGGUUACGUUCGGCCUCUCGCUGCCCGUGGCCAUCAGCCUCUUCCCUCAGAUGUCUCAGAUUGAGGUAUCUCGCCUUGAGCCGGAGAUUGCCAUGGCAACGGAUUGCAAAGUGUUGACCUACAACAAAGGUUUAUGAUGAAGAUGGGACACGAGCUCCAAACUGAGGCUGCUUUAUGAAUGACUGUAACCCUGCUGCAGGGUUUUCGGGGUAUCUGACACGUAAUUAUUAUUAUUAGAGUUGUAUUUACCCAACAUUCCUAGACCUGUUCUCAUGCUGCAUUCACUGAGCCACGGUGAAUCCUCUGAACAUCCCAGAGAUUGUUGCCUUCACUACAGCUGUCCAAGAACUCUCAAUUUUUACUAUAACACCUCUUUUAUUUUUUUUUAUCAAUAAUGUGUUUCUGAUUAUUUACAGAGUAUUGUUUUCUGGAGUUUCUGGAGCACAAUCAACCUAAAUAGUGAUCCUUUAAAUUCUGAUAAUAAGAUCGUUUAAACACAUCUUUCCUGGACUGUUUUUGAGUCAGAUAUGUAUUCUGUUUUUCUCACGUUUCUUCAUAUCUUUUUGUCCCGAAGUGUUGAGCUCUGGCAGCUGGUGUUAUGUUUGUGUUUCUGUCGGAUUUUCACAGCAAACAGCUGCCUGUGAAGCAACAGAAGGAAAGUCUGCGAGUUGGGAUGGAAGCAGCAGGAUGAAAGAGGUUAUUGAGUUUUUGUAGAGAAGAGGGCAGCUGCACAGUGUGAGGAUUCUUCCCUGUGCAUUAAUAUUACUGAAGGCACCUCUAAAAAUACCCUUAAUAGACAGCACACUGCACAUUCAUAGGCAUCCUGGUAGAAAUGUGUAAAUGCCUCAGAUUACAUCUCUUUUAUUGCAGCAGCAUAUGUUAACACUAAGAAAUGUUCCAACCUUUUAAUUUGCUACAGUUAUUCUUUCAAUAAUUUAUUUUCUCCUCCUACUUCUUCCCUGCUGUCAGUACUUUGAACAACCUGUUUUGGCAAAUAGGACAGGAAGACCUCAUCAGUGACCCAUUUCAUGUUCAGUCGUAGAGUCCAACAGGUAUUUAUUUAAAACAGGAUCACAGCAUUGUAGAUCCUCCUCCAUCAUUGCUACCUGUAGACAUGAUUUAUAGAUUUGACCUCCACUGUUUUUUUUGUACUAGUCCUACAUGUAGGGUUUGUUGCCAAAAACGCAGCUUUAUGCUGAUUUAAUUUCAUCCCUUGACCCUCAUACAUUGUCAUUUUUUCUAUGGCGUGAGGGUAGAGAAAUUAAAACAUAUUUCUUUUUAGAGGCAUACUUGGAAGAAAGGGACAGAAAAAUGUACAAAGAAAUUUAGUUUGUUAUUUGUAA
Messenger RNA from Poecilia latipinna (sailfin molly), 2432 nucleotides. It is a transcript of the gene sfxn5b, whose product is annotated as sideroflexin 5b. Bases 249 to 1226 code for a protein of 325 amino acids. The transcript is spliced from 14 exons. The record is from RefSeq and is a predicted model, not a curated record. Gene Ontology annotation, biological process: citrate transport; mitochondrial transmembrane transport; monoatomic ion transport. Gene Ontology annotation, molecular function: monoatomic ion transmembrane transporter activity; citrate transmembrane transporter activity. Lineage: Eukaryota; Metazoa; Chordata; Actinopteri; Cyprinodontiformes; Poeciliidae. Gene Ontology annotation, cellular component: mitochondrial inner membrane.